Molecule: messenger RNA, 1585 nt
Organism: Lucilia cuprina (Australian sheep blowfly)
Lineage: Eukaryota; Metazoa; Arthropoda; Insecta; Diptera; Calliphoridae
Exons: 3
Coding region: 709-1449 (246 amino acids)
Cellular component (GO): nucleus
Source: RefSeq, a predicted model, not a curated record
ACUAAAAUCUGACUUGUGUUAAUAAAUAUAUGUUUUUCUUAAAUAAAAGAACAUUUUUGAUGUUAAUAAUUGUUUGCAUUCUUAAUAUACACAGUAAAUUAUUUAUUGAAAAGAUAAUUACACUUGUUUUCUACCAAUUUCAUUAAAAAUAUUCAUUUAAAAAAAGAAUUUCAUCGAUUUCACAUAUUUUUACAAAUUUAUUGUUGUGCCAGGCAAUAGAUUGUUUAUUUUCGAAAAACUCUGUGUUGCCACCAUCACGCAAAUUUCGAAGUUAAUAAAGAUGACAGACUGAGGCAACAUAGUUGCUCCAAACUUUAGCUGAUUAUAACAGCGAGCUGAAUUUAGCAAAUAAAAACCUGUGAACUAUUUUAAAAAUAAACAUUUUUUCUUAUAUUAUUUAAAAAUUUAUAUAUUGAGGAAGAAAAACAUAACAACCUUAGAAAUAUUCUAUGUGUUUCCUAAAAACAAUUUGGCAUCACUGUUACUAUGUAAACAUAUGUUUGUUGUCAAAAUGAAAAUUGGUUGCAAAAAAAUCUUUGCGCUUUAAAUUUUAAAAAUAUUAUAAAAUAUGUAUAAUUUGUCGAUUUAAAUUAACCAAAACAAUAAAUAUGAGAAAACGAAAGAAUAUAAACCAGGAAAAAAUUCUUAUGCGGUUUAUGAAAGACCAUACUGAUUUAUAUUUGUAAUGAAAUGAAUUUAUGGGAAUAAAUGAACUUGAACUUGAACCAUACUGAUUUAGGACGGGGUUUUUCGAAGAAAGAUAAGACAUCUCAAGAAAAGUUAUGGACAGCGCUAAAGGACGAGCUUAACGCGGCCGGACCUCCUACAAAAGACUUGGGAGAUUGGAAAAAAACAUGGCUCGAUUGGAAAAGUAAUGUAAAGCGUAAACUUUCCCACAACAAAAAAGAAGUCCGUCAAACUGGAGGAGGCAAUUUUAAUCAAUAUAUUUUAAGCCAAUUAGAGGAAGAAGUUGCUAUCAUAAGUGGUAUAUAUGAAACAGUUGAUGGAAUAAAAAAUACUCAGUCUUUUGGAAAACGUAUUGCUUUAAAAUCUAAUAAUGAUGACAUAUGUAUUUCUUCUUCAGAAUCUGAUACCUCAUCAUCUCAGUCACAAGGUCCAUCAACUUCAGUUCCAAAAAAAAGAAAACGUACAAAUCCCUAUAAAAGUCCAACUCAAAACAAAAGAAAAUCUAACGGAAAUCUGGAAGAAUUGAUGAAAAAUGAAAGUUACCAAUUGGAAAGCAUUGGCCAAAAAAUAAAACAGCUUUCCGAAAUUAAAAGCGAAGAGCGAUCAGUUCUGGAAAAUAAAUUAGAUAUUAUUGGUAACAAACUAGACAACAUUUGUACAAAUUUGGAAAAAAUUGGAAAAAAAUACGAUGCCUUAAUUGAAGUUGAAACAAAAAAGCUACAGGAAGCAAACCGCCAUAAUAUUUGUAUGGAAAAAAUGUAGUAUGAAAAUUUAAACACUAUUAAAAGCGGUUGAAAUUAAGCCACUUAUGUUUAACACUAAUACGUUUCAAAAUAAUUUAUUUUAUUAGUACAAAAAAUUUAUCUUAAAGUAACUGAAGUACCUUAUUUAUUUUUGU